GCCCUCCGCCGAUAUUAUCCACUAUUUUUUCUCUAUUCUCCUAAUAUAUUAAAAAUAAAAUCAAAUUAUUCCCAAACAUAAUAUAAGAAUCCAGAAUAAAGAACACAGAAAAGACACGACGCUCAUUACUUCCAUAUGGUGGCAUGUGGCUUCUGGGUGUGCCGCGUGGUCGUCGUCGACAUGAAUCCCUCCUAUUCUUCGACCACCGGAAUCUCCAAUCUCACCCCCUACAAACUUCCUCCGUUCUUCACUUCCAGGAGCGCCGUCAAGCUUUUCGGGUUUGGUUCUCAGAGGAAGGCCCAUCUCAGGAGACGUCUUAAGCUUGUUGUGAGCGCUGAGCUCUCCAAACCUUUCUCUCUCAGCUUCGGUUUGGACUCUCAGGCCUUCCGGUCUCAUGAUCUAUCACAGUUGCCUAGGAUUGGUCCAGUUCCUGGGGAUAUUGCAGAGGUUGAGGCAUACUGUAGAAUAUUUCGAGCUGCCGAGUGGCUUCAUUGUGCAUUAAUGGACACAUUAUGCAAUCCAUUAACUGGAGAAUGUAGUGUUUCAUAUGAUUUCACAUCUGAGGAAAAACCAUUAUUGGAAGAUAAGAUAGUGUCUGUGCUUGGUUGCAUGCUGUCUCUCCUAAACAAGGGAAGGGAGGAUGUUCUCUCUGGAAGAUCAUCCAUCAUGAGUUCCUUUCGUGUUGCAGAUGUAAGUGCAAUGGAGGACAAACUUCCACCACUUGCCAUUUUUCGGGGUGAGAUGAAAAGGUGUUGCGAGAGCUUGCACUUUGCUCUUGAGAACUAUUUGACACCUGAUGAUGAUCGAAGCUUUGAUGUAUGGAGGAAACUGCAGAGGCUGAAAAAUGUCUGCUAUGAUUCUGGUUUUCCACGUGGUGAUGAUUAUCCCAGCCAUAUGCUCUUUGCAAACUGGAAUCCUGUUUAUUUAUCCACUUCAAAAGAAGAUAGAGAAUCUAAGGAGGCAGCUUUUUGGAGUGGUGGCCAGGUGACAGAGGAAGGUUUGAAAUGGUUAAUUGAUAAAGGAUAUAAAACUAUUGUAGAUCUUAGAGCAGAGAAUGUGAAGGAUAUUUUCUAUGAAGCAGUGGUACAUGAUGCUGUUUUGUCUGGAAAAGUUGAAUUGGUCAAAUUUCCAGUUGAAGCUCGUACUGCACCUUCAAUGGAGCAGGUUGAGAAGUUUGCAUCUUUGGUUUCAGACUCCAGCAAAAAGCCCAUCUAUCUUCACAGUAAAGAAGGAGCGUGGAGAACUUCUGCUAUGGUUUCCAGAUGGAGACAGUACAUGGCUCGCUCUGCACUGCAGCUUGUCUCUAAUCAACCAAUCGUUCCCAAUGAAAUUCUAUCACGAGAUCCUGAUGGAAGGGAAGAACUGCACGUGCUUUCAGAUGUCAGAGAAAGUAAAUCCCUGAAGGAUGAAAAUGAGUCUCUACAACAGAGUUCAGAUACAAUUAAUAGUUCCAAUGGAGUAUUUCAUGAACAGGCCUCUCGAGCAUUCGAUAACAAAGAGGAGAGCAGUAAUGGUGCCUAUAAUAGCCAUUCUAGUCAAGGUAUGGCAUCGAUUGAAAAAAUUGAUAAUGGGGUAGGGUCUCAGGUGAGCUUCUGCCGGGAAAUUGAUCCUCUAAAGUCUCAGUUUCCUCCUUGUGAUGUAUUCUCCAAAAAAGAGAUGUCCAGGUUUCUUAGAAGUAAAAAGAUCACCCCCCCAACUUAUUUGAAUUAUCAACAGAAAGGAUUUGAGAAUUUGCCAGUUUUAGGAGAGACAUACAUUGGGACAAGGCAGAGGAGUAAAACCAAUGGUACUGGUUCUGCAUCAAGGCUUGUGGAGACAGGUGGUUCCAAUGGGUCUCUUAGUCAUUCAAAUGUAUCUCCCAAGGCUCAGAGCUCAGCUGCUGCUAAUGGGGCACUUAAGAAUGAUGAUAGUUGUGUUUCUGUUGGUUCAACUGUGAAUGGAUUUUAUAAAGGGGAAAGGUGUUCCAUGACUGGGUCUGAUGGCUCUAGCUUUGUAAAUAACAAAUUAAAUAAGGAUGCUACAUCUACAACUGUUAGGGAGGAUCAGAAAAGCCAUGACAAGGCCUCCAUAGUUUCAGGUGAUGAUGUCUUGGGACAGAUUGAAGGAAAUAUGUGUGCUUCUACAACAGGGGUUGUGAGGGUUCAGUCCAGAAAGAAAGCAGAGAUGUUCUUAGUUCGCACUGAUGGAUUCUCAUGUACUAGAGAAAAGGUAACUGAAUCCUCCUUGGCCUUCACUCAUCCCAGUACCCAGCAACAGAUGCUUAUGUGGAAAUCUACACCAAAGACUGUAUUAUUGUUGAAGAAGCUAGGACAAGCACUAAUGGAAGAAGCUAAAGAGAUUGCCUCUUUUUUGUUUUACCAAGAGAAGAUGAAUGUUCUUGUUGAACCAGAAGUGCAUGACAUAUUUGCAAGAAUCCCGGGUUUUGGAUUUGUUCAAACUUUCUAUAGUCAAGAUACCAGUGAUCUUCAUGAGAGGGUUGAUUUUGUGGCUUGCUUGGGAGGAGAUGGCGUUAUACUCCAUGCAUCAAAUCUAUUUAGAGAUGCUGUUCCCCCUGUUGUAUCGUUUAAUCUUGGAUCUCUUGGAUUUCUCACAUCCCAUACAUUUGAAGACUACAGGCAGGACUUAAGACAAAUCAUCCAUGGGAACAGCACACUGGAUGGCGUUUAUAUAACUCUGAGAAUGCGUCUCCGUUGUGAAAUUUUUCGAAAUGGAAAUGCCAUGCCUGGGAAAAUAUUUGAUGUCAUGAAUGAGAUUGUUGUUGAUCGUGGCUCCAACCCGUACCUAUCUAAGAUUGAAUGUUAUGAACAUGAUCGCCUUAUAACUAAGGUGCAAGGUGAUGGAGUAAUAGUUGCCACACCUACAGGGAGUACUGCUUACUCAACAGCUGCUGGAGGUUCCAUGGUGCAUCCAAAUGUUCCGUGCAUGCUGUUUACUCCAAUUUGCCCACACUCCCUCUCAUUUAGACCUGUUAUACUUCCAGAUUCUGCAAGGCUUGAGUUAAAGAUCCCGAAGGAUGCACGAAGCAAUGCAUGGGUUUCAUUUGAUGGAAAGAGAAGGCAGCAACUCUCAAGAGGAGAUUCUGUUAGAAUAUCCAUGAGCCAGCACCCUCUCCCAACUGUCAACAAAUCUGAUCAAACUGGUGAUUGGUUCCACAGCUUGGUCCGUUGCCUGAACUGGAACGACAGGCUUGAUCAGAAAGCCCUUUGAAGCCUCCAAAUAAAACCCAGGUCCAAGGUUUGUAUAAAUUACUGUACAGUUUAGUUAGUAAGUUAUGAAAACUACAGCGAAUCUAACCUGUGAAGAGUAACUAUUAUUCAUCACCAAUAUUGGCUCCCUAUCAGAAUAGGGGCUUCCAUUUUUUUUCCUCACUUUUCCCAAUAAAUGUAAUUGUAUACUGUCACUGAUACAUGGUAAUAAAGAUUAAGCCUACAGCUCUUUCAUGUUUAUGAAA
Messenger RNA from Vitis riparia (riverbank grape), 3451 nucleotides. RefSeq names its product NAD kinase 2, chloroplastic. Gene Ontology annotation, biological process: NAD+ metabolic process; NADP+ biosynthetic process. Bases 136 to 3207 code for a protein of 1023 amino acids. Gene Ontology annotation, molecular function: NAD+ kinase activity. The record is from RefSeq and is a predicted model, not a curated record. Lineage: Eukaryota; Viridiplantae; Streptophyta; Magnoliopsida; Vitales; Vitaceae. The transcript is spliced from 8 exons.